UCAUAAAAUGAACCGACGCCCGAGGCCGCCGAUCAUGUGAGAGUUGAACGUUCGUGCAUUAUUCCAUCCAACUCUCUCUCUUUUUCUCUCUCUCAAUAAGAUCUCACCAUUGCCGCUUGUACGCUCCCUCCAGCCUUGUAUCUUUCUUAACCCUCCUUUCCUGGAUUGCGCCCACGCAACUGGAUUUGCGCUCCGCAUCCCUAUUCCUUCAUAAUCACUCCCUCAAAAAUGGCCCCAUUCCGUAACUUCCUGUCUCGAAAGCCCGCGGCACCCAGCGGCGGGGAUAUCACCACGCACGACAAUACCAGCACAACCAGUCGUUUAUCAAUUGAUGGCCAACGCUCAACGCCCUUGAGCUUUAAGAAGAGCUUCGAAAAAGAACCGCCAGAAUAUAAAUUGAGUGUUGUCGAUGCCAAUGGCGCUUAUCUUCCGCCAUCACCGCCCGAGAAACAGAGCUUCUGGCCCAAGUAUCCCGGUUCGCCCAAAUCCUCCCACCAUCGGGAUCUCGUCAAUGAGAACGAACCCUUCUCGAUAUCGCGGGAGUCCUUCGACUCCUAUCGUCGCUCCUUUGACAUCUCCGCUCGCUCCCCCGUGAGCUACACCGACGCACUGCCCUCGCGGACAUCGCUCGACUCGCGCGUCUCUCGAAUGACAUCACCGCCAUCCACAUUACACACCGGCCUUUGCAAACAGCCCGAAUCCAUGGAAGAAGAGCAAUUCGAGGACGUGGGCCUCGACGACGAGAACGAGACCAAGCCAAAAAGGAAGAGCAUUUUCUCUCGGUUUGGCGAUUUCACCAGCGAUUCGCACUCGUCCAACAACACCAAAUCCUCUUCUUUAGGUUUCCAUAUCCCAGGCCGCAAACGAGGACAAAGCAGUGUAGGCUCGGAAUUAGGCGCCUUCAAGUCCCCACCGGCCAGUGCCGGAUCGGAUACCCGUGGGGCAUGAUCCAAGCGCGGAUUUUGUAAAUUGAUAUAUCAUGUUUCGGCCGCUGGAUGGAGUUGCCAGUGACCAGACCUUGCUCUAAUCGCUCAAUCGCAGAUUCGACGGACGGCUUUGCAAAUGUGAGCCCCGCUUUAGUAGCUAAUUGGGGGGAUUGAGUUGACGACCUGGCCGCAAUGCGUGUUUCCUUCUCUGUCGUACGGAGCCAACCUGGCACCCUUUCUACACUGCGAUAGAUCAUAUUCUUGUAUAUACUUUAUACCUGGUUUCUUAUUCAUCUG
Aspergillus homomorphus CBS 101889 is the source of this 1223-nucleotide messenger RNA. RefSeq lists its product as uncharacterized. The record is from RefSeq and is a predicted model, not a curated record. The coding region runs from base 229 to 948 and encodes 239 amino acids. NCBI's taxonomy places the organism in Eukaryota, Fungi, Ascomycota, Eurotiomycetes, Eurotiales, Aspergillaceae. The transcript has 4 exons.